GCAGCAGUACAGCAGCAGAAGCGCGUGGCUCCUCCUUGCCGAUGCUCAGCUCCGCUCGGCGCUCAUUGGCCGAGCCGCCGGGAGCUGAUCGCCUCUAUAUCCGAGGCACUCGAAUCCCCGCCUCGCACUCUCGCGGCCGCAGCCCGGCGUGAGAGCCACGAUUUUCAGAGGCUUUUGGAGUUCAUUCAUUCGCUCAUCGAGAGCUGCAGCGUUUUUUUUAAGUGGAGCAGCUUUUCGGCGAGACGGCUUCCGAUUUUGUUGCUGUGGAGUCCUGAGAUCAUCAGCGUGAGAUCUUGAGAUCAUCAACGUGAGAUCUUGAGAUCAUCAGCGUGAGAUCUGGAGAUCAUCACCGUGAGAUCACAUCCUCCGCCGGCAGGUUGCCACAGACAAGACAGCAUGACCCACAGAUUCCCUUUGAUCAUUGUCAACAACAACAACAACAUCGGCCGCAUCAUCAACAACAACAGCAGCAGCAGCAGGAGAAUUUCGCUCUGGGGAGAAGCACCACGAAGGAGCGGAGAGAUGUCUCUGAGGUCGCUGGAGACUUCCCUCUCCUCGCGACGGCUGCGUAACAACAACAGCAGCGGCAGCAGCAGCGGCGACAGCAGCAGCAGCAAGGAAGACGAUAACGGCAACGCCAACACCGACCAGCAGUGGAGAAGCAACGCCGUCGGGGCACCCACCGCGCUCCGGUUCCGAUCCGAAAAUGUCCUCAUCAACUCCAUCAUCAACAACAGCAACAGGGCCACUGCGGCCGAGGGGACUCGGAGGCGAUCGCCCGCGGUGGGAGUCUGCCCCGAACCCGUCGACGGGGACCACGCGGUCCCCUCGCCGACCCCCUCGCCGUCCCCCGAGCCGAUGCUGUGGUCCCCGUUCUCGCCCGAGGCGUGCCCGUCUCGCCGCUCGCUGCAGCCCGCGACGCCUCCCGAUUGGCCGCCGAGCGGCUGGAGUCCUCCCAAGACGCCGCGGGAGGAGCGCGUCGCGGGCCCCGUCUGGGUGUCCAGAGCGCGACCGGGAGCCGCACCCGGCCCCGGCGGCCCAGGCGGCCCAGGCGGCCCCGGCGGCCCAGGCGGCCCCGGCGGCCCAGGCGGCCCCGGCGGCCCAGGCCUCAUCGUCGUCCCAUCGCCCCCGGGGUCUCCACGCGCGUCCGCCUCGCCUCGCAAGAGCCCCCCCGCGGGCAACGCGAAUGCGGUGGACAGGACCACGGACAGGACCAUGGACAGGACCAUGCUGUCCAUGCUGCUGCUCUUCCACAAUGCGUCCGGAGCAAGCGUGGUAGCAAUUGACAACAAGAUUGAGCAAGCCAUGGACCUCGUCAAGUCCCACCUGAUGUUCGCCGUGCGCGAGGAGGUGGAGGUGCUCAAGGACCAGAUCAAGGAGCUCGUGGAGCGAAACUCGCACCUGGAGCGCGAGAACUCCGCGCUCAAGGGCCUCGCCUCGCCCGAGCAGCUGCGGGACAUCCAGGCCCAGCUCACCGGACGGCAGCAGAGGGCCAUCGGCGGGGCCCCGUCCAGCCUCACCCCCUGACGCGGCCGGCUCCGCACGAGGCGACGGUCGCCUCCACCACCACCACUACCAAUGACUACGACCGCAACGACGAUGACCGAGGCUCAAAAAUAACCGACGUCCGAGGAGCCGUUUUGAGCGUGCUAUCCCGCGGCCAGGCCGGCUGCAUGACAACCUAACGUGCGGCCGGCCAAAGGCUUGGCGGUUGGACUGGGACGCGAGCGAGCUGGCCGGCAUCUGUGCUGGCCGGCCAGUUGGCGAGCCGGCCAGCUGGCGGGAAAGCCAGUGAGCGGGCUGGCCAGUGUCAGGACUGGUUGGCCAAUGGUGCGCCGGCCGGUAGCCGAGUGAGCGGGCUGGCCGGGCUGGCUGACCGUUGAGCACACCGGCCGGCAGGUUAAGCUUAGUGAGCGUGCUGGUGAGCUGGCGGGCGCUUGAAGGGCUAGCGAGCUGGCGAGCCGGCUGGCUGCCAAGAAGCUGGACCUCUCUUUGCGAGCGUCCCGGGCUAAACGAGUGAGCAGCGCGGGCUCCUGUGUUGUUAUUAUUAAAUGUUUUAUCGUUUGUUUUUUGUCCUUCUAAAAACUCAGGCUGUAGAUGGCGACGCGUGAUUUGUCGUGUUGUUUCCUUGUCGCGUUGAUGAAACCCGUAGCCGCGGUGAGAUUUUUUCCCCCGAUAGAACGUAAACUUCGUCUUUUUACAGGGCGUUGAGUGUAGUGACCACUGAUGCUGCUGAACCUUAACCCCACGGGGGCCCAGUGGCGUUCAAGGGCGAAGGUGCCCACUAGGGCCCGACCUGAGCGCGAAAAGCCUUCACCUUUGAAGGAGCUGGGGAGGGGGGGCCUAGGGUGGGACCCCCUGGGUGGGACACCGCCUGGGUUCACCGGCUGGGUUCUCUGCGUUCACCGGCUGCUUUCACCGGUGCCCAACUUUGUUGAUCGCCCCCCCGGAAAUGCUCGUCCGCGUCCGGUGAUGGCACUACCACUACCCACCCCCCCCUGACUUGUAAAUAAAUAAAGUUGUUUUAAAGCGAU
Molecule: messenger RNA, 2534 nt
Organism: Petromyzon marinus (sea lamprey)
Lineage: Eukaryota; Metazoa; Chordata; Hyperoartia; Petromyzontiformes; Petromyzontidae
Product: TSC22 domain family protein 3-like
Biological process (GO): regulation of transcription by RNA polymerase II
Source: RefSeq, a predicted model, not a curated record